This is a messenger RNA of Asterias rubens (European starfish), 3222 nucleotides long. RefSeq lists its product as uncharacterized. NCBI's taxonomy places the organism in Eukaryota, Metazoa, Echinodermata, Asteroidea, Forcipulatida, Asteriidae. Bases 315 to 2231 code for a protein of 638 amino acids. Gene Ontology annotation, biological process: signal transduction. The record is from RefSeq and is a predicted model, not a curated record. Gene Ontology annotation, molecular function: protein binding. The transcript has a single exon.
UGUUGUAACGCUAUUCAAUGAAUGCCAAAAGGCACAUUUUUUGUGUGCAACGUUUCACUGUAUUCCCAUGAAGCGAUAAAGAUAAUAUAACGGUUGUUUUUGAACACUGAUCGAUGGAGUUUGGAAUCUAAAACACAAUGAUUAACAAUCGCUAACACACUGAUUGUUUUGGACAGCUCAUCCUUGUCAACUGUGUUGAGAUUUAACUACAGUUUUUUCCCACAUGUGGUGAGUUGUGCUUUCGUUAUGACAUUGCCGUACACUUAAGAGUUACAUACGAUAGUGAAAGGUCGCUGGGGAUACAAUGUGCAGCAAUGGACGUUACAGUCAAACCAGAUUGCCACGUUCGCUACGAACAAAUACUAGCCUUGAUCGACUCGCUGGGGUGUCAUCUCAGCUGGCACGAGCUGAGCCCUGUCUCUAAGGACAAAACCCGCCUCGGACGUGAGAAGGAGAACUUGGCCCUUGAGAAGUGGGACUUCUGCGAUCGGCCGACUUACUACACAGCUAUACGGAACCUUCAAGGGUUCAUUGCUUAUAACCUCGACGAGUUGGAUGAAGCUCAAAGCUUCUUCGAGGGUGUGUUGGACAAAGAUGGGAAUAAUCUAAACGCACUUGCGAAUCUCGCGUACAUAACCAAAGGAAUCGGUAAGUUAGAAGAUAACCGCCAUUUUGUGGAUAGACUUGUUGAGAUUCUUUCGAGACCAAGCUGCUAUGAGAGAGCUAGAGCUCAUGCGGACAAAGCUCACGCUAUCCGCUACUUCGAGCCGUUCAAGCGAUGCUUAAAGUAUAUGAGAUAUAUUAAACUAGCCGCCACCAUCGGCAGUAAAUGUGAUGGACCACACCGAGCAGAGUGGUUUUUCGACUACGCCUUGGCCCUCUACCGGCGAGACCUCCAGAUAUUGUACUUGAGAAAGCUUCACGCCGAAACAGAUGAGCCCCUGGAUAACUCGGAUUGUUACUCGGAUGCUAAAAUCAAAGAGGGGUUCAUCAAUGCUUGUAAACAAUUCAUGAAUGUGGCCACGAUCAGCCUUUCAGAAGAUUACCAAGCUUUGUCUUGGGUCUUCCUUGGGAUCCUUGUAAACCACGAUCCGGAGCACCGGAGUCUUGGUGAAGUAUUUCCAGAGAAGCCUGAGUACCACCUCACACCGGAGCAGUGUUUUGAGAAAGGUCUUGGUAUACAUCCAGAGCAUGAGAUUGUACUCCGUAGGGUAGGGUCAGAAUAUGUUAAACUGAAGAGGUUCGAAGAAGCCAAGCAGUUGCUUGAUAAGUCUUUGGGCAUACUCCCGUCUCGAUAUGGGUAUCGCUAUCGAGCGUUUAUGUACCUUAAGAUGUACGAAGAGUCUGUGGAAGACGGGAAUGCUGCAGUGGAUCGGCUUUACGAUGCAGCUUCGGACCUACAGAAUGCCUUGAAGAAGAAGGAGGCACACGCUGAUAUCUCAGACUUGGGCUACGUCUAUUACCUCCUCGGUGACAACGAUAAGGCCUCCUUCAUGUUCUUGAGGGCCACGAGUAGCGAGCAGUUUAUUGAUUAUGAUUAUUUUGACCAAGUGCUGGCUCAUCGACGGUGGGCCGUUUGCCUGGAGAAGGCCAACGAACUUGCAGGGAGCCAACAUCAACUACAGAAGGCGAAGGAGAUCCGAAAGCAAAUCCUAGACACAGCUCUCCAGGAAGAGCAGCUGGAUGUCUUCUUCCAGCAUGAUUUUGAGCAUUACAAUACCAACGAGAAGCAGGGUUUUGUCCGCGUGCUCAUGGACUAUCACUUCUGGAGACCCUGUUCUAAGUUAUCAGAUAUGGGGACAUGUCUUCCCCGUGGUUCCAGUGACAGAUACGCCUACGACUUCGAUGUUUUUGUAUGGCACACCGAUACAAACAGGCGAUGGGCUGUGGCGUUUGUCAAUAAGCUCGAGAUGGAACACAACAUCAAGUGCUGCAUCGGGGGCAGGGAUUUCCAGCUCGGCAAGGAGAUUCAAAAGAACAUCUUGGACUGUCUCAGGCUGAGCCACCGGUGUGUUAUAAUUCUACCGGGAAGCCAGAGCUGGAUGAGGUUCACCAUCGCCCAUGCCAUACGGGAGCUAUACACCAGGGAGGACGAGUUUAUCUUACCGAUCAAGUUAAUAGAUUGCCCAGUACCGGUGGAGCUUCAACAUCUGACAGUCAGGGAUUGCGAAGAGGGGCAGAUCAAACAAGAACACUGGGAUGAAAUCGUGAAGUUGUGUCGACAGAUAUGAAACUAGUAUUAAAAUUAUUCAUUUUUUGUGGUAAUGACUCAUACAAAAGUAAUUUUAUCUCUCAUGCCUAGGAAACCUGUAAACAAGGGUGCUUGCAAUGUGGAUCCAGGCGUAAUAGGCUAAAUGUCCCAUAAACAGUGUUCUGGGUUCUUUUACAUGCACCAUACAUAUGGGAUCUAUAGAUCCCAUAUGUAUGGUGCAUGUAAAAGAAGAUCCCAUAUGUAUGGUGCAUGUAAAAGAACCCAAAAGACUGUUUAUGGGACAUUUAGCCUAUAUGGCUUAAUGUCCCAUCCGAAGGACAAAGUAUUAGUAUAUUGCUCAAAGACACAAUAUUGUCAAGACAGGGACUCGACACUCACACUCUGCAACGAAUUUCAAGAUAAACUUUGUCUGAAUUAAUUAUUUCGGCUAUGGCUGGAUAGGCUGAAAAUUCAUAUUCUUCAACUGUUAACGCUGCUGCAAAACGGCGGUAGCUGCAGCCAAAGUCGCUUAAUUCCGACACGUCUAUCUGAGUCGCACAAUACUAAUUGAACCAUCAAAAUUGCUGCAUUUUAAAUAAGAAGAUGAGAAAUGUGUGUUGUAUGAUUACUAUGUUUGAUUUAUUGUUGUUUUCAACACUGUGCCGUACAUGACGGUCAAAUGUCGCACCUAAAGCAAACAAGAAAAAAAAAAACCGUUUGUUUGUUCACAUGGCUAAUCCCAUAUGGUGAUGCACAUGACGUCAUUUGAGUAAAUGGCGCCUGUGGCAAGAGGUCAAAGGGAAGUUGUUCAUUGGUUAAUCAAAUUCAUUGGUAAACUGCUUUGUACUCAAUUAAAUAGUUUUAACAUUAUGUGACCAACUAUUUUGAGAUUUAUUUUUUUAUUUGUGUGAGGGGUGGGGUGCUAAUGAAUGUAGGCCGUGUGAUAACCCUACUGGGGCAGGGGUGGAUUUCACAAAGGUAGUCCUAACUUAGGACUAGUCCUAGGUAAUGUUAAGAGAUAGGACUGGUCC